AUAUAUAUGUUUUAUAGCAUCGAGUAAAAUAAAAAAACUCCUGGGUGACAAACAGCAGAAGAGCCGCGGACAAUGGGCCAUUAUUCUCAGUUAACUGUCGCGCGAUGACAUCACACAUCAACGGUGUGGAUAACAGCGGCAUAAAUACUCAUGAACGGUUCCCACAGACAGGUGAACGGCUGCGUCUGACCUUUGCCGAGUCUGUAGAGCACUUUUAAACUUCACUAAAUCAGUGGCGGAGGCAGCAGCACUUCAACUUGAACGCUGGCUGUGUGUGUGUUUGUUUUUUUGUUUUUUUCAGUCAACACGCGUCACAAUAGACACCAUUCAGGGCCAUAAUAGGAGCAAGGGCCUGGCUUUUCUUUUGUGCCUCAGUGUCUGUGUGUUCUGUUUGUUUUUCUUAAGCUGAUUUCAGAUCCGAGGGACACAGAUGAUGGAUGGCCAGUGAAUGAGGUUAUUCUCAUUGGAAUACUUUAGUGAGGUGAUUUAUUUCUGAGAUUUUUUUUUUUGGAAGCCUUUAUUUUCAUACACUGGGCGUUUUACUUUUUUUUUUUCCUACGUCGUCACUGUCACCGAGGAGAAGAAACUAAGUUUCCUUCGUUCUAAUAGAGCCACAGCCGUAAAGAGGGAUCAAAAGUGUUUUUUAGAGGAAAUUGUAGCAGCAGCCGUCUCAACUAAGACUACAUCAAACUUUCUUAAUUUAAGAGCAUAAUGGAGGGCACAACAGCACGUCUAUGUCUUUUUCUGCUACUCCUGAUCGGUGCCAUCCACGGAGACCAAGACUUUUCAACAAUGCAGAUGAACACACCCAGCUCUGACCUAGAGAACACCCUGCAAACUGCCGUCGAGUCCAGCGCCUUCAACACCGACGACACAGACUUUUUCGACACCAACGGCACUCGAGCCGACUGCUUGAUUGACACUGAAAUGGGUCUGAUUGCCGUAGGUUCAGCUGGAGGGCUGAUCGUCUGUCUUCUUGUUGCCACCGUGGUACUGGCCUGCCAAGUCUGCCACCUUCAGAAGAGGGUUUAUCUUCCCCGAACCUCUAGGUCAAACACGAAUUUGGUCGGCGGUUCGAGCUACUGGGACGCAGACCAGUCCGACGGUGGGGGAGUGGUCGGGCCGUGUGACAGCAGCGUCAUCCUUGAGGAGGUGACAACGGAAGGUAAGACAGAAGCAGAAGGCUCAUCUCAAAGAGAAGACGCAAAGGAGGAGGCCAGUACAGGACUAGAAGAAGGAGCGGUGGCGAUGGCUUUGCUCCCAAAAGAAAAACCCAGGCAGUCGCCCAUCUCCAGCUCCAGGGACUACGGCCUGGAGGUGCCCAGGGAUCUGGAGGAUAUGCCCCUUGUUGUGUGAGGAGUCGAGUCACAAAAUCCAGUACAACUUCUUACCCAAAAUAUCUACCAUUGAGUUUAUAUAAUGAUCUAUAUUUGAUCUGUAAACGUCCAGUCAAAAACCUUUUCCAGUUCCUUUCAACGUAAAGUCUUUGGUCUGAAAAAACCCAAUGCUGAUACAGUACAUUAAGUGUGGUUUCUGAGGUAAAAAAAAAAGAAAAUUCUAUUACACCCUUCUUUCAAAAGCGAAAAACAGUUAACUGUUAAAAAACAUAUAUUGAAGUAGACACUUACAGGUCAAACGUUUUGGGAACGAUAAGAAUGAUUUGUAACUUUGCCGAUCAUAAGAUGAAUGAUUGGGAAAAAGACAAGAAAAAAUGCCUUUUGAAAAAAUGACAAAGCAAAGAAUAAAUCUGCCGUAAUUUACAUGCUCCCUCUUUUUUGUCACUCAAAAACAUCAUGUGUGAGAAAGUGGGCGUCAGACUGUUUUAAGUGUUUAACAAAAUAACCGAGUGCCAAAAAACAAAUGAAGAUACUCACAAAACAUAAAGUACAACAGAGUCAAAGUUAACGUCACAAUCUCUCACGAUUUUGCUUCUUUAUCCACUUUUGACUGAUGAAUAGAACAUUGUGUAAAUGUUCCACUAACAGUUGAUAUAUUGGUGAGUCUCUGAGGACGUGGCUUUUUAAUACAAUGAUGGUGUACACAGAGAAAAUGUGUUGAUGUGAAAGUUAAAAAUAAAGUGAUUUUUUUUCUUCUUUUUUGUUUUGCAUUAAACCAAUUUGUUCUAUUUGCAUGAUGAUGGCACUGGUCCGGCUUCACUUGACAUCUAAUUUGGAUGCAUGUGGCAUCGUGAACCAAAAACGAGUUUGACAUCCCUGAUCUAAACUGAAUAGACAACAUAAAUUAGGAAUUUAAACUGCAGUGAAACCCAGUUCAUCACCUUUGGACAGAGGUGAUGACCGGCUCUGCCUCUGUGAUUCACCACCUCCACCACCAUAACUGAACUUCCUAUGAGGCAACGGUGGCAAGUUUCAUUUAAAAGCAGCUCCUUCCUGUCACUACUUCCGUCUUUCACUGCAGAGACGACUUUCUAGAAAACCAAACGUGGUUUGAGUAAUCCCACUCUAAACUCUCUUUUUUUGCUGGCUUGAAUUACAGAACAGCAGCUGAAGUGAAAAAAAAAAUGACGCUCCAUUUCUUCAGCAUUUUACUUUUGUGGUUACUGCCGCUCAGCGCAGGCCUAAGUGCAUUUACUGCCAAGCCAUCAGUGCCAUCAACGCAAUCCACAGACGACGUAAGUGUGACGGAGGAAAAAACAAUGAACCCCAGUGGAAAACCGCUUAUUUUGGUGAGUCAGACAACACUUCCUGUGUCACACCCGGUGGACCCAAAAGCAGCAAGGCCAUCCUUUUCCACAAUGUCUCAAGUCAACAUUUCAACAGCAGACUCAACAUCCGCAGGAACAGUUGACCUUGAAACGACGACGUCAUCAACGGCCGCUGAGACGACCGGUCAGGAUGAAAAGACAACUCGGGUUGUUUUUAGCACUUCAACCCAGUUUGGUAACUCCACCCAGAGCCAAAGCCCAGGCACGACAUCGGACAGUGUUAACAUUACUGAUGGAAACACACAGCCCAUCUCAGCAGCUGUUACUUUGACUACGACUACAAAGACGUCUAGCACAAGAACGACAGCCAAAAAGGGCGCUACGCCAUCAACACCUCCGAAAAAAACCACAGGUGAUAAAGACCAAACUAAAGCAAAGAAAAAACAGCAAAAGGACACAUUCCACAGUAAAUUGGCCGCAGGAUUGAUAGGUGGAGCCCUGGUAGGGAUGAUGGUGGGAUUCCUGAUCAUCUUCCUUAAAAGGAGAGGCAUUCAGAAGCAACAACUGAUCACGGCGGAGUGGGCCGGACCGUCACCUUUUGUACAGAACGGCUCAGACGACGAUCACACGCACGGGUCAGACAACAAAAUCGUUCUCACAAACUUCCUGCCUCAGAGACUGUCGAAAAGGUUCUCUUUCCUCCACGACACAGGCGAGGAGAUGAAGGAACUGAAACCAGGGACGACCUUUGGAGAUAAACACCGAGAAGAAAAACCCGUGUGCCAAACAAGUGGAAAAGAUCCUGAAGACACCAAGGAGACCGCUCCAGUUGUUCAAGAACCCAAAAGCACAGAGUCACAGCAACAAGCAGAGAGUCAAACAGGUCCACGAGAACCUCAACCAGCAAAGGACACACUAUAGUCAUGUCUGUCCCAGUGUCUGUCCCAACGUAAUAAUGGCCAAAACUGUGUUGGUUAGCAUUAGGAAUGCAAAUGGAAUAUUUGAAGAUUUUUUUUUAAUGUUGUAUUAAUUGUGCACGGUAUGUUUUAGAUUUAUUCAAAUAAAAAUGUAAACGUGAAAA
This is a messenger RNA of Cynoglossus semilaevis (tongue sole), 3746 nucleotides long. RefSeq names its product ecotropic viral integration site 2B (gene evi2b). The coding region runs from base 2522 to 3586 and encodes 354 amino acids. Lineage: Eukaryota; Metazoa; Chordata; Actinopteri; Pleuronectiformes; Cynoglossidae. The transcript has 4 exons. The record is from RefSeq and is a predicted model, not a curated record.